This is a messenger RNA of Tinamus guttatus (white-throated tinamou), 585 nucleotides long. Lineage: Eukaryota; Metazoa; Chordata; Aves; Tinamiformes; Tinamidae. The record is from RefSeq and is a predicted model, not a curated record.
AACAUCGUGCGGUCGGCGUUCACGGGCGGCCUGCUGGGCUGGCUCUACGGCGGCGUGCCGGCCUUCCGCAGCGCCAGGAGGGACUUCAUCGAGCGCAGCCACGGCGAGCUCUUCCAGGGCCGCGUGGACGCCCUGCAAUCAGCUCAACAGGCUGGUCUCAGGAGCUUCAUCCGCUAUGGCUGGCGCUGGAGCUGGAGAGUAGCUACUUUUGUGGCAAUAUUUAACACAGUGAGCACUGGUCUGUCUGUGUACCGCAAUAAAACCACCGUCAGUAACUUUGCUGCAGCAGGAGCCUUCACAGGAGCCCUCUUCAGAAUGCACUUGGGCCUGCAGGGGCUGGUCAGCGGCAGUGUGUUUGGAACAGCCUUCGGAAUCCCUGCGGGGGGCUUCUUAAUAGUGAUGCAGAAGGCUGCUGGUGAGACCUUGCAGGAGAAGAGGACUCGCGAGCAGAGGGAGCGGUACGAGCAGGAGUUAGCAGCCUGGCAGUCCAGGCUCAAUGUAACUGAAGUCUUGGGCCAAACCGAAAGCAACGCUGAGGAAGGACCACACGUAGAAGAGGUAGCAAGAGAAUCCAGGAGCAGCUAA